Molecule: messenger RNA, 528 nt
Organism: Stylophora pistillata
Lineage: Eukaryota; Metazoa; Cnidaria; Anthozoa; Scleractinia; Pocilloporidae
Product: guanosine-3',5'-bis(diphosphate) 3'-pyrophosphohydrolase-like
Source: RefSeq, a predicted model, not a curated record
AUGGGUAGGCAAGAGUUAAAGGAUAGUUUGGAAGAUGAGGCCUUUGAACACCUUUAUCCUAAAGAGACAAAAGAACUCUUAGAAAAAUUAGAGCGUUGGAAGAAAGCUCACCCCUUUGCUCCAGAACGGAUUCUAGAGAUUUUGAAGAAAGGGCUGGAACAGGAAGGCUUGGCGCCAACGAUUACAAAUCGGGUGAAAGCCCCUUAUUCUCUUUGGCGUAAGAUGAAGAAAACAUCCCUUGCCUUCGAAGACAUUCACGACUUACUUGCUUUUCGGAUUCUAGUCGAUACCAUUGACCAAUGCUACAAAGUGAUGGAGACAGUUCAGAGGUCUUUUGAAGGACCCAUUGAGGUUAAAGAUUAUAUUCACGGUCAAAAAGACAACGGUUAUCAGUCAAUCCAUAUAAUCGUUCAGGAUUCCAGGUUUUCCCUCUUUGAAGUGCAAGUGAGGACUCAUACAAUGCACAAAGAGGCUGAACGAGGAUUGGGGGCUCAUUGGCGUUACAAACUCUUUGGGGAAAAGUUCUAA